GGACUUGAAAGCGCCUGCAAGGCUGUCUCAACUGAGAAAUAGGCACCGGCCGGGCGGUACCGCUAAAUGCUGAGGAAAUCAACGCGGCCAAGGUUGAUUGAUUAAUGACAGAAAAGCCUUCUAAUUACAACUUCAGACGUUUUGCGCGUCAAGAAGAGCGCUAGGACGCUUAUGUUGCCGUUACUGUCCUCUGCGAUAUAUUCAAGAACCGCACUUGCCCAUUUGCCCUCUCACAAGGGCUUUGCUACUCUAUUCCGGGAUGGCAAGGACACCUAGCUAAUCACAGUAAGAUCAGGCGGAAGAGUGGGGGAUGACGGCGGCUACGACUACGACUACACACCACUCCUCCCAUGGACGGCAGCUCCACUUGUUAUAAUUUACCAGAGGAUAACGGGACAACCAGGAGGUGAAACAACUUUUCCGAGGAAAACAUAACCGCGCAAUAUUAGGGUAGCGUUGCACGUUUUAUACUUUUCUUAGUUGAAUGGACGUGGAAGGGUGCUCACCAGGCAGAGCAAGACUGACCGCAUCAAGCUAACAGUGCUUCAUUAACGGAUUAUUCCUCUCAAGGGACUGUUUGCAUCCUUCGAUCAUGCGGUGUAUGGUUAUAUGGACAGCCCCUUAAACGACUGUCAUCUCAGAACCGCUGUGAUGGAUCACGACGAGACGGGCUCAGAGUCCUCAGAGCCCCCUGUGCAUGGAAUUCAUGGACCAAACCGAAUUCGACCCUCCUCAUACCGUGCUCUCAGAAGUGCUGUCUCCAGUUUGGCCAGAAUCGACGACUUUUUUUGUGAGAAGAUUGGUUCUGGUUUCUUUUCGGAGGUGUUCAAGGUUCAGCACAGGAUCACUGGGCAGGUGAUGGCUCUGAAGAUGAACACACAGGCCAGUAACAAGGCCAACAUGCUGCGGGAGGUGCAGCUCAUGAACCGCCUCUGCCACCCCAACAUCCUCAGGUUUUUAGGCGUCUGUGUUCAUGAAGGACAGCUUCAUGCCUUGACAGAGUACAUCAAUGGGGGGAAUCUGGAGCAGCUGCUGGACAGUGACAUGUACCUGUCAUGGGCAGUGAGGAUGGGUCUGUCUCUGGACAUCGCCCGGGGUCUGCAGUACCUCCACAGCAAAGGCGUCUUCCAUCGUGACCUCACCUCCAAGAACUGCCUGGUACGCUGUGAGAAUGGGCUCCUCACUGCUGUGGUUGGUGACUUCGGACUGGCAGAGAAAAUCCCUACUUACAGUGAUGGGGAGGAGAAGCAGCGUCUGGCAGUAGUGGGCUCCCCCUACUGGAUGGCUCCAGAAGUACUGAGAGGAGAGCUGUAUGAUGAGAAGGUGGACGUGUUCGCGUAUGGCAUCAUUCUGUGUGAGAUCAUAGGUCGGAUCGAAGCAGAUCCCGACAUCCUUCCCAGAACAGAGGACUUUGGACUGGAUGUGGAGGCCUUUGAACACAUGGUAGGGGACUGUCCACAGACCCUCUUCAACCUAGCUGUCAGCUGCUGCAAUAUGCAUGCAGAGAGUCGGCCUUCGUUUUCUGACCUCGUCAUUGAGCUGGAGCGGAUGGAGAGGGAGGAACAGAGGAACGACGUGCCAGUGGUUUUGGAACCCAUCACCCUCGACAAUAGCCCAUACCGACGGAGGAACUCGUCCUGUUGCCCGGGCGACAAGCGUCUGUCCCGGAGCCAGUCCGACAUGCUUCCACCGUCGGCGGCCACCACGCCCUCUCAGGCAGGCACACCCGCCCGCAUCAACCCCUUCUCACUGCGGCAGGACCUGAACGGCGGCAACAUCAAGCUGUACGACACACCGAGCAAGUCUGUCAUCUCACUCACCUUCACAUUGCCGCCGCCGCAUCUGGAGCCAUGCGCCUCGCCGACCCGGCACAGGGGCCACCGCCCGCUCCGCGGGCCGCCCCGACGCUGCCAGUCCCUCCCCUGCACGCCAGAGAUGGGCCGCCCCUUGUCCAUAUCCCAGCCACGCCACCUGGAGCCCUGCAGCUACAACGGAGAGGACACGGAGGAAGACGGCUGCCUGGAGAGAGACGUGGAGGAUAGGGUGACCAAAGAGGGGAAAGGGGAGGCAGAUUCGCCAUCCUCCGCUCAUGAAAUGGGGGACUCUGGUAUCGCCCUGGAGAUGGUGUCCUUGGAGCGGCUUGACGAAGAAGAGGAGGAUGAGGAAGGUGCGGAGCUGAAAGAGCUGUGCCUGACUGAGCCUAUGGAUUGCACCAGCUCCCCCGAUGCAGCGGCAGGGACUGCCAACGUGGCCGCUCCUCCUGGCUCCAGGCCUCUGGUUAAAGCCACCUCUUCAUCUGCGUCAUCCUCGUCCUCCUCUUCUUUCUCAUCCGCCUCAUCACUGCAGCCCAACGGUUUGGGUUUGCCCGUAUCAAACGCCCCCCUCUCGCUGCCGCCCCUCCCCCGUCUGGACAAUAACAACAUCUCGUUGCCCACGGGCCGCCUGCUCGGCUGGGGAGCCACCAACGGCUACCGCACCACCACCGAACCAUGUGGCUUCUCUAGUGAGCCACAGGACGAGGUCAUUUCCUGCCCAGGCUGCUGCCUGGCAGGGCUCACCUUCCCGUCCGUGUGCCUACGGGGUGCCGCCCCGACCCGCCAGGUCGGUCGCGUCCGACGGCCCUACCAUAACUUCGGUGGCGGUGAGGUGGGGGUUGCAGCCACGGCAACCGCCUCUGCCGCAGCCACAGCAACGAAGGGCCUCCUGUGUCGUGGGGCCAAGGGUCUGACCCCGCCCACCCCACCCUGUGAGCCAGGCUUGCCCCUCCCAGAGGCUCAGACGUAAGCUGAGGCGCCUGCUUGAGGGCACUGUGGAAGCUCCAGUAGCACUCUUACCUGUAAAAUGUUUUCACGCUGUGUUCUUUUUACACAGCAGGCACUGUUGGCAGCCGUGAUUGAAGGGGACCACUCCCUAGUUCCAGCUACCUGUUGUGGAUCAACAGCUAUGUUUAGCAUGUGAGCGAAUGUACCCUUGACGUUCAGUGGGUCUGGAGAAAUGUUGUUGUGUGUGUGUGUGAGAAGUGCAGGACACUGUGGACAAAUGGUGGAGUAAGGGUGAUCGAGGAUGGAAUCCAGAAAUUGGGGGGUUGUGCAGGAGACGUAGAUUCUUUAAAUUGUGUAAAAUUUGAGAUUCCUUUUGUAUUUGGAGCUUUAGAUUCAUAUUGAAUGUGAUCAGGUGUUUUCACUGCUCCUCACACCUCCUGAUCUCUGUUCCAAAAUUGACUGCUGUACAAGCGUGUGUGUGUGUGUGUGUGUGUGUGUGUGUGAAACUGAUAAAACUGUACUAUAGCAUGAAAAGCAAUUUUAGCCUCUCUUCUCCAAUUUACAAAGAUGACUGAAACCUCCAAGGUUGUGUGUGUGUAUACACUCUUUUUUGAACUCCUUUUUGUUGUAUUUAUGUAUAUCUAGACAAAAAACAAACAAAUGUGCAAUAAGUCUGUGUAAAGUGAUUUUGUGCAUAAUCUCUUACAGAGGUGUUCUUUUGUACUCUUUGAGAACUGCUGCACUCUGAAAUAUCAAGGAAAUGCUUAGCCUGUUGGGAUGAGCGGUGCUUAGUGUAUUUCUUGCCCUCCCUCAUGAAGGGAAGACCCAGGGCCAUGUCCUGGCUGCUACUGCUGGUCUGUAGUGAGUGGUCAGGAUGAGUUCAGUCCUUCAUCGCUAAAGUGGGAACCCCAAGCCUCCAGAGGCUGUAUUGCUUCUUGGUUCUAUUCAAUAGUUCUGAUUUGUUAAUUACAUUGAUCAGUUAAAUGUUCUGAGUGAAGCUGGCCUUUCAUUCUGUGACCUCAGUGUAAUCUGUAAUAAUUUGACUUUCUAAGAGAACUGGAUGAAGUGCACAUGGUUUACCCACUUGGUAACAGUAACGACACGCUUUUCUACAAAGUAUGUAACUCCGUCCAAAGAAUCUCUGUGUUUGUGCAUCUGCUUCUGGACAUUUCUCCAGAGGAGCUGGAGAGAAGCAGGCGGUGCAUGCUUGGGUAUUAGCCAAUAGCUGACUAUGAAUACCAUGAUGGUUAGACAUCGCCAGUGCAUGACACCAGCCCCUUAGCCUGUUGCCCUUUUCUCUUGACAUCUCCAGCUCUGCUCUCGGAUGUCAGCACGGAGGUCUUUGUUAACUUCCCCUACAUAACUUAAAUCACCAGAACCAACCAUUAAUGCCGAAGCACCUUUGCGGGAAGCUAAGUUUCUUUGAUUUUUCAAAGAUGUUUAGUAGGUUGCAUUCCUUAAGGUUUGCCUUCUGCCUUGUGCGAUAGCCCGUGCAGAAGAAUCACGUUCCCUCGAGAAGUAGUAGCACUACAUGGUUUGUAAUAAGCCAUCUGUGAUGAAGAAAUCCCACGAUUUCCAUCACUUCUCCUCCUAAUUGCUAAUUUGGCUGUGGCAUACCCAUUUUAAUGAUAUCUGAGAGUGCAAUUUUCCAAAAGUGAUUUUUUUAUUUUGAUAAAUUUGGUUACUUUAAUGAACACAUCUUUGAUAACGCCAGUGAGUUAAUCUACGAUAUAGUCAGCUCAAGGAUGAGGAGGUGCUACACAGACAGAUCGCACUGGUGCUCUAAAAUUAGUCCACUUUUUUUUUUUUUAAGUGUAAUUAAUGAUGGAAAGAACAACAUAAAUGUAUUGGGCUGAUGGGAUGUUGGGAUGUAAAGUAAAAAGAAAUUCUGCACAAGUUUACUAUGUGAAAAUGUUAUCAGGCUUUUUUUUAUACAAAGACCUCCUUCUCUCUGUCAUUCUGAUGAAAGGCACUUACUGUAACUGAUAAUUGUUAUUAUCAUUAUUGGGGAAAACCAGCUUUAAUUAUUGUUGAUUAUCUGUGUUAUUUAAAACAAUUUUUGGAUGACUAAAUUAAAUGAAACAUUUCUGAAA
Molecule: messenger RNA, 4855 nt
Organism: Clupea harengus (Atlantic herring)
Lineage: Eukaryota; Metazoa; Chordata; Actinopteri; Clupeiformes; Clupeidae
Gene: tesk1a
Product: testis associated actin remodelling kinase 1a
Biological process (GO): protein phosphorylation; actin cytoskeleton organization; positive regulation of stress fiber assembly
Cellular component (GO): cytoplasm; nucleus
Molecular function (GO): ATP binding; protein serine/threonine kinase activity
Source: RefSeq, a predicted model, not a curated record